Molecule: messenger RNA, 742 nt
Organism: Eruca vesicaria subsp. sativa (arugula)
Lineage: Eukaryota; Viridiplantae; Streptophyta; Magnoliopsida; Brassicales; Brassicaceae
Source: the annotation of a GenBank genome assembly
UUAUUAUGCUUCUAAGCAAUUCUCAAAUGGUUGUCGCCGGAUACAGAUCGGUUCUCUCGCCGGGAAGCUUCACUACGAGUCCGAGAAGUCCCUUAGAUAUGAGGUUCCCCUCGCCUGGUAGCUCAAAGAGGUACGAUGACGGUGGAGUCGGCUUAGGCAUCGUCGCUGCGCUUGAGAAAUCUAAUAUCAGGCAAGAGAUCUUGUCGAGACAAAACCCGGUUUACUGUUCUGGUUCCGGUUCGAAUAGAUCCAACCCGGUUCAUUGUGCACGGAGAAAUCAGUUUCAGGCGGAGAUUGAACUCUCUGAGGAAUACACUUGCGUCACGAGUCGUCGUGAUGGCGUGAGUAAGGUUUAUUACAAGGAUGACGAGUUUGAGUUUCGUGGUAAUAGAUCGGAGGGUAACAUUGAUCGUCGUGACCGGACAUCAACGGAAACAACUGAAGAAUCAGAGGCGAAGAAGAAGAGAGAUUCUCAAGAGUUUCUGAGUUUGUGUUGCUUGUGUAAGAAGAAACUUCUAGGCAAAGACAUUUACAUGUACAAAGGAGAUAGAGGGUUUUGUAGUAAAGAGUGUAGAUCGGUGACGAUAAUGGAGGAUAAUGUAGAAGUGCAACAUAGAUCGACAAAUGUUGAGGUUUUGAGCUCUCGGUGUACCGGAGGACAAGUUUCUCCAACUAGAAUAUUCGUUAUAUAAAAAGGAUUUUUACUAAUUUAGAAUUGUGAUCAGCGUUGAUUGAUUAUACC